GUACCCUUUUAACGUACUAGAAUAACAACAAGAAUGACAACCACAAAGAAAAACGUGCAAACAAAACGUCACGUCAACACAGAACCACAACAACAGUGGUCCGUGCGCGAUUCGCGAUUUCUGUGUCUCACGACGGACAGACAAUCGCUCACCUUCAUUUUCAGUGACGUGUACCCUGAACGUACGACAGGCUGUUAGCGGUACCGCGCAUUUGCGAACGUUUUGGAUUUUGCGAAUGAUCGCGCUCGGACCAUACAGGAAGCACCUUCACGUAACUGCAAAGUCCCCGUUUUUCGCCAAGCGCCCAGCGCAUCCGCCCACCCGAAAAUGAGUGUCCGAAAGCGACAGGAGCGGCCCGAUCAGGUACAGCUGCUGGCAUCCCAGGUUCAGGCUCAGCAAGCCGGUCACGAUGAUGACAAACACGAAGCCAGUGACCUCCGCGGUGACUGGGGCAACAUUGCCAUCUUGUUCUUCUUGUACCUGCUUCAGGGUAUCCCGAUCGGGUUGGCCGCGGCAAUUCCGAUGUUAUUGCAAAAUCGCGGUGCCAGUUACAAACAGCAGGCCGAAUUUAGCUUCGCCCAUUGGCCGUUCAGUAUGAAGCUGCUGUGGGCACCGAUAGUCGAUUCGCUGUACUGGAAUCGUUUCGGGCGGCGCAAAUCCUGGCUCAUUCCUACACAGUAUCUAAUCGGCAUAUUUAUGUUGAUUCUUUCCACUCACGUCAACCGGUGGCUGGGAAGUGGCGGCUCAGAGGACGGUUUAGCAGACCACGUGGCCCCGAAUGUACCCAUACUGACGGGGAUAUUCUUUGCGUUGAAUUUUCUGGCUGCCACACAGGAUAUUGCCGUCGAUGGAUGGGCUUUGACGAUGCUGAAGCGGUGCAACGUUGGUCAUGCCUCGACGUGCAACAGCGUUGGGCAAACGGCAGGAUACUUUCUGGGCUAUGUGGCCUUUAUGGCGUUGGAAUCGGCGGAAUUUUGCAACAGCUAUUUGCGUUCGGAACCGUCUACAGAAGGUUUGGUCACGUUACCUGGAUUCCUUUGGUUCUGGGGAUUGGUGUUUUUGGGCACAACCACGCUGGUAGCACUCUUCAAGCGGGAAUACCUUCCGAGCAUUGAACGGGGUCAUGAUGAGCAUUUGGAAUUGGAUAUUAAACAGACAUACAGUUUACUGUUCGACAUCAUCAAAAUGAAACCGAUUUUGAUUUUGACUGCGAUUUUACUGACUGUUAAAAUUGGAUUCUCUGCAUGUGAUGCUGUUAGUUCACUGAAGCUGAUCGAUGCUGGCGUACCGAAGGAUAAAUUGGCAUUGUUGGUAGUACCAUUGGUCCCUCUUCAAAUAGUUCUCCCACUAGUCAUCAGUAAGUACACCACUGGGCCGCGGCCUAUGGAGGUAUACCUGAAAGCUAUCCCGUACCGAAUCGGUCUGACGGUGGUGGCAUGUGCAGUGGUAUGGAUCACACCGGCGCUCAUUCAGAAUCAUCAUGUUCCUUAUUACUACUACAUGAUACUGCUGGUCAAUUACGGACUUUACCAGAUCGCUCUCUACAGUAUGUUUGUGGCGGUGAUGGCCUUUUUCGCGCGAGUUAGCGAUCCUGCCGUUGGGGGUACAUAUAUGACACUCCUGAACACGCUUAGCAAUCUCGGAGGAAAUUGGCCAACAACGGUCGUUCUGUGGAUGGUGGAUGUGCUCACUUGGAAACGGUGUUCCAAUGCGACUGAUAACACGUGCUCUGAUUCCGUUGAACAAGAGACAUGCACCAAUGGCGGCGGAAAGUGCGAUAUUGAAAUCGAUGGGUAUUACAUAGAAAUAGCAGUGUGUCUGGUGUACGGCAUCCUGUGGUACCAAUGGGGAAAGCACAAAAUCCGAUACCUUCAGAGUCUACCGCAGAGUGCUUGGCGCGUUGUACAACGGCAACGGGCGCACUCGAGUUAGCAAUUAAUGCAGCUUAUUUAGAUAGUUUGUAAGUGAAAGGAACAAAAUCCACCGACAGCGUGAAAUGUGCAAAAUUGUUUCUGUUGUUAGCAAAAUUUCCGUUGAAACUAGGCAUUUCGUUUUAAAAUAUUGUUUUAAAAUUGAUACGAUCAGUGAGUUGUGUUUUACACAAAGUUGAGCUGUGCACAAAUGUAGAUGUUUACGCUGAGUAUUCUGCUAGUUACAUUACCAGCACCUAUGGCUAAGCUAAGUGCCGCGUACAACAUUUCAUCGAGUAUAUUUUGUGUGUAACCAAGCUAUUCCAUCUAAAAUCACUAACACAUUCGUUUAAUUUAUUUUUGACAGUGAUAUAGCAUAGCUAUGCGGUUUUGAUAAAAUGUGUGUAAGAUAUUGUGAGUUCUACAUCUACAUAUAUAGCGAGCAAAACAAAUAAAUAUACAACAAAAAAAAUGGUGUGCUUUC
Messenger RNA from Aedes albopictus (Asian tiger mosquito), 2394 nucleotides. Its product is annotated as acetyl-coenzyme A transporter 1. Gene Ontology annotation, cellular component: membrane. The transcript is spliced from 4 exons. NCBI's taxonomy places the organism in Eukaryota, Metazoa, Arthropoda, Insecta, Diptera, Culicidae. The record is from RefSeq and is a predicted model, not a curated record. Gene Ontology annotation, molecular function: acetyl-CoA transmembrane transporter activity. Bases 328 to 1932 code for a protein of 534 amino acids.